GCAAGCACUCAUUCAUGCUCAAGUACGAGGAUCUUGUGCACUCCCCGGCCUUAUAAAUAGAGGCAAUUCACCCGCUGGAUAAACUCGAACACAAGGACAGCAAGCUAUUGUUCAAUCAGUCUCCCGGCUCACAUCUUCAAAAUCUCCUCUUUCUCUGCUUUUACCCUCUCUCAAUCUGCUUCAAUAUCAACGAGAACUUCAUCGAUAUGUCUUCUAGCUGGGAUGCUACUCGGGCGAACCACCCAAGGCCAGCAGCUUAGCUAUAGCGACAGCAUCCAAGCAUUAGCUUUCGGGAAUAUCGCUACCUCCUCCGUGGAAUCCAGCGGCGAUGUCUGGCUUAACAUCACUGGAUUCGCGGAGAAAGAACUCCCACACCUCCAGACAGUGGUGGGAAUCCACUCCUUGGAUAACGCCCGUGAGCUACAUGUGAUCGCGAAUCUGGCGCAAAGCGCCGCAAGUCAGGCACUCUGGGGUGAUCUCGUGUUUCUGUAUAACGUCUUCUCAAUGAACGCCUAUCCUGCAUACGCCGAUGUCACAACGGCGCAGAUGCAGGCCGGUCUGCUGGACGCUGUGAGUGGCGAGAACGGACCGGAAGAAAGCCUGAUCGAGCUCUACGCCAGUAGAUCGAGCGCCUCGAGCCUAGGGGCUGCGUACCGCGCACUUACCUCCCAGUACAGCAACCAGUAACAGAGCAAGGCUACCAGUUUGUCUCCGGUAGCAGCGGAACCCAC
Messenger RNA from Aspergillus eucalypticola CBS 122712, 731 nucleotides. RefSeq lists its product as uncharacterized. The coding region runs from base 223 to 687 and encodes 154 amino acids. NCBI's taxonomy places the organism in Eukaryota, Fungi, Ascomycota, Eurotiomycetes, Eurotiales, Aspergillaceae. The record is from RefSeq and is a predicted model, not a curated record. The transcript has a single exon.